GAUUUUUGUUGGUGGAACUAGUCUUCUUAUUCCUAUCAAAUGCUAACACGAAUAUCUAACACUUUGGGGUCUUGUGAUAAAGAUUCAUCGGGCGAUUAUGUACAUGAAAGCAGCAGUUGGCUAUCAACAAGCGUGGAGGUUACUCCUUUUUUUGUGGUCCCAGCACCAGUACUACAAGAUAUCUUGCAGAAAAUCGGGAUUAGUCGAUGUCCAAAUACGGGACAGUUUUUCCUGGCUAAAAUGCCGUUCUUGGCUAGUAACAAUCAUAUAUCUAAUCCCAAUUCACCUUGGGCUAUGGCUUAUUCUGCUCAGAAGCGAUGUCGUUAUUUAGACAAUUUUCUGAAGUCAAAACAUCAGUUGUGUGACAAAUUGACAGAUGAAUUACGCACUCUAGCAGCAGUUCCUGAUGAAAACGCUACAAGUAACUUGUCUACCUUUUUCACUUUGCUAUGUCCUCUACUUACGGAUACACCCAAUUCUAAAGUUGAUCUUCCUAAUAAUGACGUCUUGGUGUUGUUUGGUUUUCCAGCAACAGCAUUUCAAAUACUUUUGUUUACACCUUGUUUGUGCUCUCAUUUGAUGGACUUCGUUUUGGAACUAGUUGCAAAUCGUUCAUUAUAUUCUGAACAUCUCCUUGAGCAAUUUCGACAGCCCAUUGGUCUCUCUUCACUAUUUAGUACCAAACAAACCUUUUCUGAUAUAUCGUCACGUCUUACUGAUCUGUUUCAGAUUGUUGAGGAACCACGGGUACAAGCCAAAAUCCUUGGAAUUCUUCCUGAUUUGGCAUCCUCUCCUUGUUCUUCUGGGUGUAUACUAAGUGAUGAAGAUAGAUCAUUGCUUGUUUCUCAGCUUAUCAACUUACUUGAUAACGUAUCUCUUGAGAAUCAACGCACUUCACCCAAAGAUUGUAAUGCAGUUAUUUGCCUCAUCGAGUGCUUAACGAAUUUUUAUGUGAAAGGAGACUUGAUGGAUCGACUACAUUCUGCUUUCUUUCGGCUUCUUGAUCGAUGCGAUGGCCUGGAUUUCUACUUUGAAUAUCUUCGUGUAAUAACUCGUUGUCUUUUGAUUAGUGGACCGGCUGUGCCACAGACAGCGGCUGAAUUAUCUAAGCUUGUAACGCGUUUGCGCACCUUUUUCACUUUUGCUAAAUCUGGUUUCGUUAGUUCAGCAGCUAUAAUAAAUUCUACUCUUGUCGACCUUUUACGAGUUGUGUUUCGAUUUAACAAAAAUAUUAUAUCUGAGUGGAUGCGUGUGAUUGGCUUGGAUUCUCAAACAUGGGACUCAACCUGUCAGACUACCAAUGAUUUCAGAUCUCACAAUCAGUCUGUACAAGAUUUUAUUAUACUAUGUAUAGCUCUCAGUACUCCAACAAUGACUGUUCUUAAGAGUGGAGAUAAUUCAGAUAUGACUUCAGACGGGUCUUUACUGAAAGCUCUCUGUUCUUCUGACUCAUAUCAAUAUAGUCGCUUAAAAAGUGAUGUGCUUUCUUCAGUGCGCCGUCUCUUAACUACUGGAAGGCUGUUUUCACUAGAUAAUAUCCAUGAUCAUAUAGAUACAUUUUUAACAAAUUACGGAGAGUUACUAGUUUCUGGACGUACUCGCCUUUUUUCAUCAUUUACAUUCAUUUUAAAUCAGCUUGUCUCAUCUAAUGACGUGGUUCCCACUCGUUUCAAAUUUGUAACCAGGUAUAUUGCUCUAUCUUUAUACAUGAAGACAUUCACUAACUGCAUGAGUGACCAUUUACAGAAACAAGAAAUUAUUAAUCAUCUUGUUCAUCAUUCGUUGACGGGUAUCAAUAACUUAAUUGUGAGAAGUACCGGUCGCUAUAAGGUGGAAGGUAUCGUAGACGCCACGCUUGUGACAUUAAUACGACUGGCUCAGUCAAGCGCUGGGGAUUUGGGCAUUUUCGAAACAAAUUUACGUACUCUUCGCAAUCAAAUUGAUUUCACAGGAUCAUCUUGUGAUUCCAAACAAACUAAUUCGAGUGUUGUUAAUGGAUACCACUCAGGCUAUUUGUAUCGGAAAAAACAUAUUAAACACAUAUUUUUUAUACUCGCGUACACCGCAUUUGGAAUCAAAGAGCAUCGCGAACAGCAGGACAGCUUGCUAUUGUUUAUUCGUAAACUGCUCUCAAGUCAGUCAUUAUUUUCGAAAUGUGUGGGUAUUAUCGGUGCUGUUGUGAUCAUUGAAGUGAUUUGCAGGAGGAACUGUCUACUGAAAAACACAGAACGCAGUUUAGCUAUUCGUCUUUCGAUGGAAGAGGAAGACUCGUCUGUGUUAGCUUCACAGCUUGCUCAUGUGGAUAGCGAUCGAAGUAGUGCUUAUACUACGAAUACUAGUCGAAGCAGUAACGCUAGUUCAUUGAGCUUGAAGGGUUAUGGUACAGAACUUGCUGAUGAUCCCGGUGAUGUUCAUUUGUCAGUUGGUGACAGUGAAGAUGACAGAGGUGCUAACUGCUCGUCUCAUUCUUCUCACGUCAUAACUCCACCGUCUCGUAUUUUGCUACAACUGAUAGGAUUGGUUGAGUAUUCGGUCCGUCCAUACUGUCAAUUAAUGGUCUUUUGGCUAGACGAACUGGCACUUUGUUUUAAUCGACUAAUACAGCUAAGUGAUAAAAACAGGACAAGUCAAUCUAUUUUAGAUCAUGGAUCUAUAAAUGAAUCACCCUUUUCCGAAGAAGGUAGAAAACUUAUCAUUUGGAUGGGUGCUCGAAUCAUGCGCCAUUUUCAGGAUGAUUUCAUUUUGGAUAACGCUUCUUUAAAAGAUUAUUCACCCCGAUUUUCAUUACAUAAACCUAUUUUAUGUGAAGUUGCAGUUGCUUUGGGACCCUCAUGGGAUAGAUAUUCAGCUAAUAAACGCUUACUCAAGGAAGCAAAUUUGGAGAAUUUAUCAUAUUCAAGUCCUCUUUUAUUGCCUGCAUAUUUAAAUUUGGUAGCUAUUGUAGAAGCAGAUCAACACGAUGGCAGUUUAGAUACAAUUGAUGCUCUUUUGGGUUGUCCAGUUUUGGUGCCGAACAUGUUUCAGAGUUGCAAGUCUACCCAGUUGAUCAUGGAGAAUAAGCCAGUCAGCAUUGAGGAGCCUUACUUAGUUAUUGGAAUUGUGAACUGGUUUAUAGAAACUGUCAACGUUUUCGCUCCGAAGUUAUUGCUUGCCGAUUCGUCUAACUCACAAAUGUUUCAUCUCCAAGCAGUUACAUCAAUUAAUGCCAAUAAUUCAGAUCGUAUACAUUAUUUAUCAAUCCUUCUGCGUCUCAUUCAGAUUGCGAAGCUGCGUCAUUAUCUCUAUAAUUACUUAGUAAAGGUAGUUAGUCUUAAAGACGUCCAACGACGAGAUGUAAUUGAAAGCACUGAUAUUGAGAAUUCUGGACCUCAAUAUCAUCAUGUUCCAAUCAACAAUGAGUAUAAUGUUUCCCCAUCGAAUUUAUACUUCCCCACUGCUACAUAUCAACCUGCGACGUGUUUUUCAAAUGUUUUUACUUCUUGUAAUAAAGAAGUUGGCCAAGUAUCUUUUGAUUGUUCUGUUCAUUUGGAGUCAUUUCUGUCUGGUGAUUUAGAUUGUACUUCAGGCCGAAAAAGAAACGGCUCCAGCUCAAAAUUUGGCGCAUGUUCUGAAGGAAAAGAACCACGUAUCUCCAACUUAUGUAUGGUAAAGCGUAGAAAAGUGUUGGACAAUGCGACUGAAAGUCAGUGGGACGACGUUAAUGAAAAUCAAGAUGACAGUUUAUCUGAAAUGAGUGAUUCAGUAGUUUCACAAGAUGAAUGUGAUACAAUUCAACAGAGAGAUUCACCACAAAUUCCACGAAAACAUAGCAAAAAGACUAAAACUGUUAAAUCAUCCAAAAUGGCUAAAGUUAAUAGAAAUACAACUAGAUCUGAUAAACGCUGCGUGAUGCCAAAUUUACGUGAAUUGACAACUUGUUUUCGCGAAUUGGAUCUCAGUGCUAUUGUUUUAGGUUUAAGCUCUUGGCCAUGGAUAGUAAAAUGUAGUGAUAAUGAAGUAUCCAGUGUGAGUUCUAUUGAUUGGGCAACACUAACUUGGCUCCUUGAUGAAUUAAGUAUCCGGUUGGACUAUGUUAUUGGGCUCCCCUUACCAGCCACAUAUGGAUGGAAUACAUUUGAGCGUUUAAACAAUCUCACGGAAUCUUCGAAGCUUGCAUAUUUCACUUUUAUUGUUCCCUAUAUUGUCUCUAUACUAGUGCGUGCAGUGGAUUAUAUUCCAGAUUUGGCUCAGCACACAAAUUGUUCUAAGAAUAAUAUGGGUGACAUAAUUUCGUCAUCCGAUUCAUCAGAUGAUGAAAGUAACUCACAGGAUAUCGCCGUGUCCAAAAAAUCACAGCCGAAUGCACCUAAUUUUAAGACAAUUGAUCCAUCUAACGAGAUUGAAUUUAUUGGAACGUUUUCAUCGGAAAUAAGUUCUCAGAUGUCGUCCAUCGUAUGUACUUGUUUACGUUCUUUGCUGAUUUUCACGAAUGGAUUCACCAAUCUUUCUCCUAACCUCGAACGAUAUUUAUUUGACAGCUCUGAAUCAUUAUUUAUCAAUUCUAUGACCACCUUCACAUAUAAUACCAUAAACAUAUUUGCUAAAUGUUGUAAAUCGAACAUCAGUAUACGUUCUGCACGUGAAAUUGUGAUAAAUGCACAAGGUAUCAUCAUACCAGACCACUAUAGGCCUAUUAAUAAUGAUUACGAUGUGGACCAAGCAACAUUAUUUUCAAAACAAAUGAAUGAAGUGGAUGGAAAACUUUUUGUCGAUAUUUGCGAUGAAAAUCAUGACUCACUGCACAUUUUAAAAGAAAUAAAUGUGCCUAAAAUUGACUAUUCAGCCUUAUCUGAAAACCUGCGCAUAAUCAUCCAGUACUUGAUGAAGAGUUUAGCACCAUCCUGUUUACCUAAUGCGAAUGCAGCUCUUUUACACUGUCGUCUUGUAUUUUAUUUGUCUUCGUUAUAUUAUGAAUGUCAGAACAACCGUAACAUGUCAUCUCGAUCGGAUGAAAAUACAUUUUGGGUUCCAGAUUUAUUCUCGUACACAAAAGAUAUUCUGAAUCAAGAAUGGGAAACUUCUGUCAAGUUGAAAGAUCAAAAUUAUUCAGAUUGCCUUCAGGCUCUACUAUCAUUCCACCUUCGUUGCCGGUUCUAUCGUUCUAAAAAGCUUUGUUCUUUAUCUCAGUCAACUAAUUCGCUGGUGGAUUUCACCAGGCGAAUUCUCGUCCCUACUUUUGAGUGUCAACAGAAUAUCGAUUAUCCAUUUGCUUCCAAUGGCGUUUCUGACAAUUCAUACCGAACUUUAAAUCGACAGACUUUCGAUAUAUUUUGCCGUGAGGUGAUGGAAACUGUAGUGUGGUUCUCAAAACAUUUAUGCGACUUCGCCAAAGGCGUAAACAAUACAGUAAGUCCAGUUUAUUUGGACGAAAGCUCCAUUGUUGCUCAGUGGAAUCAAUGUGUUGAAGUGCUAUGUUGCAUAACAGAUUUUUUUCGAAAGCCUGCUCACUUAACGGAAUCAUUUUCAAAGUUAAGCAAAGCUAUUUCUUCAAAUAAGAAUAAUCCAAUAAUUCAUUUAUUACCAUCAAUGAUGCGAACUGGACGUCUGUUCCUUCAAUUAUUGCUGAAGGGUGCUAUGCCUUUACUAUGUAGUUUAUUCAAACGUCGAGGUGUGGAGGUUACUACGUUCCUAAAGAAUACACAGCAACUGACUCGUUUCCUUCAGCGUAUAUGUAACCACGCUAAAGCAUAUCGUAACUCGCAACUAACCAAUCAAAUCCCAGCUACAAGACGAUGUUUAGAAAUGUUUGUUUAUAAAGUCAAGAUCAUGCUUUCACAAAACCGUUGCCUCGAAGCUUUUUGGCUUGGAACAUUAAAAAAUCGAGAUCUUCAUGGGGCCGAUUUGUCAGAAGAUAAUGAUUCUGCUCGGAGUGAUACUGAAUGUCCUAGCAUUGCUUACCAAGAUGGUUCACGUUCUGUUAGUUACUCAGAUUCUCCUAGAAUCGAAAUUAGUCGCAAUCCUGCGUUACAUUGUUUAUCUAAUUCCAGCACUUCAACUUCAAGUCAAGUUGUAAUCAAAGAUCAGCCUAGUAACGUGAACACUAUUAUCCCCACUUAUGCAGUUGAUGAAUCAGAGGAAGUGGGAAAAGAAUCAGAUGAUAACAGUGAAAAAAGUGAGGAACUGAUUGAAAAAGAGGAUGUUUUUGACGAAAGUUCUAAUGAAGAUGAUCUUGAAGUAGAUGAUGAAGAUUACUAGAUUCAUUACUGUGUUAUUUGCGAUUCAGUUUUAUACUUUGUUAAACUAAUUAAUAAACUAUUAAAUGCUAUCCUGAAG
This is a messenger RNA of Schistosoma turkestanicum, 6312 nucleotides long. The record is from the annotation of a GenBank genome assembly. Lineage: Eukaryota; Metazoa; Platyhelminthes; Trematoda; Strigeidida; Schistosomatidae.